AUGGAUUCGGCGGCGUCUUCCUUGCCAAUGGGGCAGCAGGGAAAUAUAGAAAUACAAGAUGCCUCGACCCUUCCUGCGAAUGUCCCAUCUCAUGCGAAUCUCGAAAACGGAUACGAAGCGGCUGAAAGAUCGGACGAGGCGGAGGAAAUGGCAAUUAUAUCCUCACCAGAUGAGGUGGACGAGUCGCUCAUGGAAUUCGCAAUCAGUCAUGUUGCGUCGAGAAUGAAGGAUCCCAGGACUCCAGCGGUGGAGAAAGCUACGGCGAUGGAGGAAAUGGAUGGAGGGGGGUUUUUUGAGAGCGAUCCCGAAAGUCCGCCAGCUACGGAUCAGAAAGAAGUGUUGCUAGGCGAGGACGAUUCCACGGAUACACUCAGGAAUGUGAACGAGAACCAGGAACCGCCGCGGCAAGCCUCGAAUAAGACAGGACUGUCACUGGGCAAGCUGCCUUCCCCAAACCACGAAGCGCCAGCUGUGUUGCCGUCACCAUGGCAUGCUGGCCCGAAACCUUUACACGUGGAGAAGCCUGGUCCUCAGCCUGCACUGACGGGAGUGUUUUCUUCUAGAACGAGGUCACGAUCUGGUGGCGCGGAAGCUCUAAAGAAGUUCUUGCCAAAAGGUGUUGGGAAUUUCCUGGGAUCAAAUACGUCGUCGGGACCAAAGUCGCCAAAUAGGCUCAAUGAAAUGCGUCCGAACCGAGCAUCGACAUUAUUCAAUUCGCAAUCUAGCUCGCGAACCCAAUCCCCAGAACGAAGAACUUACCAGUCAAUUGUGACACGACCUGCGAAAAAUACACCAAAAGCGAUCCCUUUAGAUAUCGAUAGACCAAGAUCAAUAAGACGAGUAACAUCCGACGAAUCGUUGCUGUAUCACUCACUCUCAAGAGCGUCUUCCCUGGGAGAUGACACUAGAUUCGAGAGCCAAAAAGAACAAGUCAAUUCGCGCGCAAAAGCAAUUCGCGAUUCAUUGCAGGAUAGGUCCAGCUUUCGACUACCGUCCAUGCCAACAAUGCCAUCUAUGCCAAGUAUGCCUCGUGUACCCAGUUUUAGUUUCAACAUGAAUUUUUUGAAUGCGAGCAAUGUACCGGCUAGAAGCAGAACGAAUACUGAUAUGGUCUCAGAUAUUUUAUCAGGAAAUGUAAAGACUCGACCGGCUCUCAUAUCUAAUAAAGCGGCUGCCUCAGGUCUAGCAGGCGCUGCUGCUUCUCAACCGAAAGCAGCUGUUGACCCUAAACCGAUUAAUGAUGGCCAAUUACCUAGUUCGCUCCAGGCCGCGAUGGAAGAACUUACUGGAGAUGUUGUAAUUAUGGGUGGAUACCGUGGAUCGAUUUUACGAGCGACGAAAACUAAGAGACAGGUUUGGGUACCUGUCAAAGUUGGCCUGAAUAUAAGAAAGGUAGAUUUGGAAGUUGGCCUGGAACCGGAAGAUGAGGAAAGGAUGGAGGAAACCAUCUAUCCUUCUGGCAUGCUUACAAAUAUUGGUCCAGUGGAUAUCUCAAGACGACUUUUCAAGCGCCUUAAUGAGUGCGAAAAUGCAAAGAGUGGCAAGUUGAGAGUUUGGGAUUACGGCUAUGAUUGGAGACUUAGUCCACAUUUGCUGGCGCGGAAGCUUACAAAAUUCCUUGAAGGCCUACCUUCAAAUCAGCCUUCAAAAGAUGGAUCCGUUCAGGCUCCUGGAGGUGCCUUGGUCAUUGCACAUAGCUUGGGUGGACUUAUCACCCGUCACGUCGUCAACCACCGACCAGAGCUUUUCUCAGGAGUUAUAUACGCAGGCGUUCCCCAAGCCUGCGUCAACAUUCUUGGGCCUCUCAGAAAUGGAGAUGCGGUCCUGCUGAGCCAACGUGUAUUGACCGCCCAAGUCAACUUUACUCUCCGUACAAGCUUCGUCCUCCUCCCCGAAGACGGUGCCUGUUUCAUCGAUAUCAAAACCCGCGAGAAGUACCCCGUGGACUUUUUCAACAUAGACGACUGGAUCAAAUACCGCUGGUCACCCUGUACCGACCCUCCUCUACCCCCGAAAAACCCAGUCCAGCAAGGCGGCCUAGGAAGUCUCCUCAACAUGUCAUCCAGCCUCCUAAGUCUCCCCACAUCCGUAAAAUCACUAGGCUCCGCGUCGAACCCACCACCAUCAACCUCCCCGCCCUCCAAAACCACACGCGCAGCCGAAGUCCUGAAAUCCGCAGAAGGAGGCACCGACCGCACCCUCGCUCCUCAAAUGGGCGGCAUGUCCUCCAACACCACGAAAUCAAACUCCCAGUCCAUAUCCACCCACGUCACGCUCCCGCGGCCGGCGGCUAUCAAAUACCUCACGCGCACUCUCGCCGAAAUCAAGACAUUUAAAUCAGAACUUCAUCACCGUCCCCAUCUCGAGGCCGCGAAUCGGUACCCGCCAUUCGCACUUAUUUAUGGGAAGUCCAUCCCUACGUGUGCCGGGGCGAAGGUGGAUGGACGAGAUGGCAUUGCAUGUGCGGAUAGUUACGAUAAUUUGGCGUUUGGAAGUGGUGAUGGAGUGUGUCUUGCUAAAGAGGCGAUGUUGCCAGUUGGGUAUCGCGUUGUUAAGGGGGGACGGGUAGGGAGUGAACGCGGGCAUGUUACGCUUUUGGGUGAUUUGGAGGCGGUGGGUAGGGCGAUGGUUGCGGUUGCGAGGGGGAGGGGGAAGGGGAUUGGGUUGGGUUUGGUGGGGGGUGAGUAG
Molecule: messenger RNA, 2688 nt
Organism: Glarea lozoyensis ATCC 20868
Lineage: Eukaryota; Fungi; Ascomycota; Leotiomycetes; Helotiales; Helotiaceae
Product: alpha/beta-Hydrolase
Exons: 1
Coding region: 1-2688 (895 amino acids)
Molecular function (GO): triacylglycerol lipase activity
Source: RefSeq, a predicted model, not a curated record